Messenger RNA from Scutellospora calospora, 120 nucleotides. NCBI's taxonomy places the organism in Eukaryota, Fungi, Glomeromycota, Glomeromycetes, Diversisporales, Gigasporaceae. The record is from the annotation of a GenBank genome assembly.
AUACUAAUGAUACACAACAGAAUACUACCUAUUCAACAACUGAACACAACCUCGAAACAACUAACUACUCUAACACCCAAAACACAAACCUCUAUAUACAAACAGUAUCAGAAGACCAUA